ACUUCUGCAAGAUCCUAUCUUCAACAAUCUACAAAUAUUUCAAGGUUAUCUAACGGUUUGACAAUCGCCACUGAAUACAUUCCAAACACCCCUACUGCUACCGUCGGUAUUUACGUAGAUGCAGGAUCAAGAGCUGAAAAUACUAAGAAUAAUGGUACUGCCCAUUUCUUAGAACAUCUGGCCUUCAAAGGUACUGAAAAAAGAUCGCAAAAGAAAAUUGAAUUAGACAUAGAAAAUAUUGGUUCACAUUUAAAUGCUUACACUUCAAGAGAAAAUACAGUCUACUAUGCCAAGACUUUAAAGGAAAAUGUUCCACAGGCAAUCGAUAUCCUUUCUGAUAUAUUGACGAAAUCUACUUUGGACAAGUCGGCAAUUGAAAGAGAAAGAGAUGUCAUCAUUAGAGAAAGUGAAGAAGUUGAUAAAAUGUACGAUGAAGUCGUCUUCGAUCAUUUACAUGAAAUUGCAUAUUCCGACCAAUCCCUAGGGAGAACUAUUUUGGGUCCAAUUAAAAAUAUUAAAUCGAUCACUAGAGAUGAUUUGAAAAAUUAUAUUACUCAAAAUUAUAAAGGUGAUAGAAUGGUUUUGGCUUCAGCUGGUGAUAUCGACCAUAAUGAAAUUGUCAAAUACGCUGAAAAAUAUUUCGGUCACUUGCCAAGUUCUCAUCUACAAAAUAUUGACACUGGUUUGAAAAGAUCAAAUGAAAAUUUUCCAAUUUUCCAUAGAGGUGAAAGGUUUUUGAAAAAUUUAACCUUACAAACCACACACAUUGCAAUUGCUUUGGAAGGUGUCUCUUGGUCAUCUCCAGAUUAUUUUAUUGCAUUGGCUACCCAAGCCAUAGUAGGAAACUGGGAUAGAUCCUUGGGAGCGGGUACAAAUUCCCCAUCCCCAUUGGCAGUAGGCGCCAGCGGUAUGGCUAAUAAUUCUCAACCAUUGGCCAACUCAUACAUGUCAUUCUCUACUUCUUAUGCUGAUUCAGGGUUGUGGGGUAUGUACAUUGUUACUGAUUCCAAAGAGCACAACCCUAAAUUAAUAAUUGACCAAGUAUUAAAUGAAUGGAAAAGAAUAAAAUUAGGUAACUUCACAGAUUCUGAAGUUAGUAGAGCUAAAUCUCAAUUAAAGGCAGCAUUGCUAUUAUCUCUUGAUGGUUCAACUCCAAUUGUAGAGGAUAUUGGUAGACAGAUUAUUACAACAGGUAAGAGAUUAUCACCAGAAGAAGUGUUUGAAAAAGUGGAUAAGAUUACAAAAGAAGACAUCAAAAUAUGGGCAAACUAUAGAUUAAAUGAUAAGCCUAUCUCUAUUGUUGCAUUAGGUAAUGUUGAAAAUGUUCCAACAUUAUCAUACAUUGAACAAAAUUUACAAAACUAG
Vanderwaltozyma polyspora DSM 70294 is the source of this 1365-nucleotide messenger RNA. RefSeq names its product mitochondrial processing peptidase (gene MAS1). The annotation marks the transcript as partial. Gene Ontology annotation, molecular function: metal ion binding; metalloendopeptidase activity. The record is from RefSeq and is a predicted model, not a curated record. The transcript has a single exon. Gene Ontology annotation, cellular component: mitochondrion. NCBI's taxonomy places the organism in Eukaryota, Fungi, Ascomycota, Saccharomycetes, Saccharomycetales, Saccharomycetaceae.